GGGAGGGAGGGAGGGAGGGGGCAAGGCAGAGGGAGUGCUUGUGGGGAAGAGGAACAGAAGACUUGUCGGACUUGGGAGUGGGAAAGCCAAUAUAAGGCAAGUAACGAGGUGAGUCUGCCGCCGCCGGCAGCAGCAGCAUGGCGGAACGGGGGUUGCCCAGAACGGUCGGUUGUGGUGGGGGGAGAAAGAGAGAACCAGCCCGGGUUUGGUGCGCUUCGCCCCCUUUGAAUCUCGUCUUAAGUUCUGGAAGGGCCCGACCGGCCUCGUCCCCACGUGGCUUGAGAGCGGCGUGGCGGGCGGACUGGCUGGUGUCUGAACGUUCUACGGAUGGAACGCGAAGUUUCAGGCUCGCGUUCCAAAGCCGGGUGGCGAGGGCGCGCGCUCCCUCCUGGGAGAAGGUUUCCUGGGAGAAGGAGAAAGUCGGAGGUUCUCUCUCCCUCCCUCUCUCCUCGGGCGGCUUGCAACAGCGGGAAAGGAAGGGAGCGUCAGCGCGGGAAAUUCAAAUCCAGGCAGCUUCCUUGAGAGUUGCGGGAAAGGGAAAUAGAGUGGUACCUCGGGUUAAGUACUUAAUUCGUUCCGGAGGUCCGUUCUUAACCUGAAACUGUUCUUAACGUGAAGCACCACUUUAGCUAAUGGGGGCCUCCUGCUGCUGCCGCGCCGCCGGAGCACGAUUUCUGUACUCAUCCUGAAGCAAAGUUCUUAACCUGAAGCACUAUUUCUGGGUUAGCGGAGUCUGUAAUCUGAAGCGUAUGUAAACCGAGGUACUGCUGUAGAAGGGGAGUUGGCGUGGGGAAGGGGUGGGGGUACGGCGGUAGAACAUGAUAGAGGAGCGUAAAAUGACCCGCGGGUGGAGAAAGCGGGCAGAGGUGUUUUUCUCCCUGGUAGCACUGGGACCAGAGGCCAUCCCAUAAAGGGGAAGGUGGGUGCGUGGGUGGGAGAUUCGGGACAGCUGGAUUUCUUGCACUGGCAUCUGGUGGUGGAACUGAGUAGUUGAAUCUGGCCUGAAGGCUCUUUCUUCACGUGUCAUGUAUCAGUCAGAAUAGAUAAUACUCAGACUGCAUUCACCCAGUUCCCAGGUGCAUUUUACUUUUCCUUCUCGAAUAUACCUUACAGUUCUUUCUUUUUUGACCAAGUAAGUCCAGGGAGCCUUCUCACAAACACGACCUAACAUUGUUUCAACAACAGGACGCUUCACAGAUACAUUUUAGUAGUUGCAAUAUAAUGAUAAUGUUUUAAAUUUAUUUUCUAGUUUAUAAACCACUUUUUCUUCUGUCUUUCUUUUUUAAAAAGUGUAUAAGGGUGUUGGGUGUUCAAAGCACUUCACUUCUGCUUUCUCUGUAAUCCUCUCAUCAACCCUGUUAGGUAGGCCAGUAUUGAUUUCCCUGUUUUGUAGUCCAGGGAUCUGUGGCUGAGAGGGAUUAGCGAGGUAUCUGGGUCUCUUUGGUUGCUGCAGAGAGAGAAAAAAUGAACUCUCUCUCUCUCUCUCUCUCUCUCUCUGUGUGUGUGUCUUUUCUGAUCUGGAGCUUGGCUUCUUAGCUGCCUUUUGACUUUCAGCACAACUGGUUUAUUUUGCAGUCAGGGCUCAUCUUUGUUUCCAGACAGCCUCUCAUGCCCUCAGCUGUGCAACAGGUGGAACUAUUGAACAGGUGUGGUGUUCACUGGCAGAGAAGUGGAAUGCAGUUGUGCAAGGUCCCUUCAGACUCUACAUUUCUGUGAUUCUAAUUGCUGUGUGAGCAUCUACUGCAGGGUUGUUGUUGUGUUUGUUGUUUUUUUUUUUUAAAAUAUAUACAUAGUUAGUGACAAGCCACCCAGCUGUCCUCUGCAUGCCCCUUGAUAUUCCCUUCGCAGAACUACCGUUCUCAAGAGUUCACCGGGAAGAGGGAUUUAUUGUUAAACCACUCUAAGAAUUGUAGGUCUGUAUAUAUGUGGUGGGUGAUGUGAGCCACAGAGAAGGUUGGUGGUUUGAAUCCCUACGAUGGGGUGAGCUCCCGUUGCUCAGUCCCUGCUCCUGCCAACCUAGCAGUUCGAAAGCACAUCAAAGUGCAAGUAGAUAAAUAGGUACCACUCCGGCGGGAAGGUAAACGGCGUUUCCGUGUGCUGCUCUGGUUUCGCCAGAAGCUGCUUGGUCAUGCUGGCCACAUGACCUGGAAAAACUGUCUGCGAACAAACGUCGGCUCCCUCAGCCAGUAAAGCGAGAUGAGCGCCGCAACCCCAGAGUCGUUUGUGACUGGACUUAACUGUCAGGGGUCCUUUACCUUUUUAUGUGUGUGUUUGUAUGUCCUAACAACUCUCAGCACCCAUAACAGACUGCAGUUCCCAGGAUUCUUUGGGGGGGAAACCGUGACUGUUUAAAGUGGUAUGAUACUGCUUUAAAUGUUUAGUGCAGAUGGACAAUUAGAUCUGGUACAAGACAGCUUCCAGUCCAUAGCAAUUGUCAUGGAUGUUUUAGCUGAGAUUCCUGCAUUGCAGGAGGUUGGACUAGAUGACCCUCAGGGUCCGUUCCAGCUCUACAAUUCUAUGAUGAGUAAGUGCCCAGCUUUUGUUCUCAUGUUCUGCUUAUAGGCUUUCCAUUGGCAUCUGGUUGGCCCCUUAGGGCAGCCUUUCUCAACCUGUGGGUCCCCAGAUGUUGUUGAACUACAACUCCCAUCACCCCUAGCUAGCAAGGCCAGAGCUCAGGGAUGAUGGGAGUUGUAGUCCAACAACAUCUGGGGACCCACAGGUUGAGAACUGCUGCCUUAGGGGAACAGGAGGUUGGAAUACAUAGGCCUUUGAUCUAUCACAGGGGGGUCUUACUAUGGUCAGUUAAGAAUCAUAGCUCAGUAGUAAUGUACAUGCUUUGUAUGUUAAAGAUCCCAUAUUCAGUCCUUGGUAUCAAUAGUUAGAAGGACCAGGCAGUACUAAAUGAUGGAAAAUACAACUUGAGACCCUGGAAAGCUGCUGCCAGUCAAAGUCUUUAUGCCUAGUCUCACUAGCUGUGUCUAUUCCUAUUGUUCUUGUUGUUAUUACUUUUUCUAUUCUGAUUAACAGCAUCAGGGUGCCCUGGAGAAUGGGCUAGCUUUUUGAGAUCUUUCCCCCAUUCUUUGAAGACUGUACACGCUUCCUCACGUGUGUAGAAAGACACAAAAUUACACCCCAAAAGGCUAAAAAGGCAGCAGGGUAUAGUCCUGUCUCAAUGGAACCUUCCAGCUAUUCUCUUUAUAUGGGAUAUUGCACUGGGAAGGGAUUUAGAAGGCGCAUCAUACCAGGGAAAUACAAUCACAAUACUGUACAGAUGCAAACUGAUUUAUUAGUCAUUAGCCACUUCCCAGGGUGUUCUGGGAACUGUAGUUUUGUGAGACUAGGAGCUAGGAAUCCCAAAUAAAGAAUUCUCAGCAGUGGCAUGAGUUUCCUGGAAAAUUUUGAAUUGGAAAGUUUUCUGGAAAUGUCUCCUGUGCAAAUUGACCUAAUUUGCAUUGGAACAUUUUCAGUUUGCAUUGUAUUUUUUUGUGAUGCCUCUAGUGUGAUAGCAUGUUUAUUUUACUUGUAUUUAGUAAGCAAAGCUAAAAACAUUGAAACGGGGAAGCUUGCCUAGUCAUUGUGCCUGCAUUUGACAUCCAUUCAUUGGUACUAAUGAGCUUAUGAAAUGGGAAAUUUCCCACGGAAAAAUAAAGCACUGGAGGAAUUCCUGCCCUGUGUUGUGGAUUCUCACCAGUUCACAAGACGGCAUUUCCCUGUGUUCUUUGGGGGCAGUCAGAGAUUAAAGUGGCAUAAAACUGCCUAAAAUAGAUUUGACCAAAGCCAAACAUGAAUCUAGUUUGUUUUCAUGGUGCUAAAAUGACCGUACCAGAUUACGUGACAUCUACUCUCCUGCAGAAAUUGCGUUGAGGAAUCUGUGUUCUUGAUGUCCUGUGACACUUAGAUUUAUUGCAAUGAAUUACACGCUUUUUAGAAAAAACAAGUUUUGCCAUGACUGCUGAAGCCAAAGAGGCACAUUCCCAUUGCAGCCAAUAACAAGUCUUCAACAUUGCAUUACUGUUAAAUUAAACAAGCAUAUUCCAAAAGCUGUGCAAAGUGGCAUGAGUUGCGUAACGUGCUGAGUGCAGAAUCUGGGUUGGUGGUGGGGCAGGGGGCUUGGCGUUAAUACCAGUGAAGUUAAUUUCCUGCAUUGUGCAAAGUACGUCAAGUAAAAUUCUUCUUUGCCAGAGCUGGCCUUUGUUCCCCUAAUCCAGUUAUUCACACAUUACCCCUGUUCAUUGGAGCUGGAAAAGUGUUCAUUUAAGCAUCUCCCAAAGUCAACCAUGUAUGAUGCCUCGAAGCGUUUUCUGAUCCUUCUUGUGUCCUUUUUUAAAAAAAUGACCAUUUCCCCCUCACAUCUUUUCUGAUGCUGUGCUUUUCCAGGCCAAACCAUGAGAGGAUGGAACAGGUGGCCCUGGGGCCAGUGAGGCACUGUGUGUAUAAUGAUAAUGACACCCCCCCUCCAAAUUUCUUUGGCCAGGCACCAUGGCAAAUGGCCUUGGGGAGAUGUGGAACAAUGGAGGGCUUUAACUUUUGAAUUUGCUUCGGUUAGGCUCUGAAAGUUUGGCGGCCAAAAUAUUUUCAUCGCUAUUGAGGGACAGGUUCUCCCUUUCUGCAUUGGCAUCAUCUUCCUGGUCUCAUUCAACACUUCUCUUCUUACUUAAGGAUCCUAUUUCUACCCUCUUGCUGCAGCUGUAGAACAUAAGGCAGGGAUGGAGUACCUGUGGGCCCCAGAUGUGGCUGGACUCAAACUCCCGUCCUUCUUUAUCAUUGGCCACACUGAAUGGGGGGUCUAACAACAUUUGGAAGGCCCAGGUUCCCUUUCUGUGAUCUGCCCCCCACCCCCGUAGCCAAAUAUAUUGGGGGGAAUUCAAAACACUUCAAGAUGCCUCCUACAAACUUUCUUGGGACACAUAACAUAUUGCUGAAUAUUUGUAGAUGGACAGAGCAGUCUUCUAUGGAAACAGAAAGGCAGAUGUUUUCAUCAGAGAUUCACAGCUCUAGGAGCAUUAUGAAACACAAGGGCAGGGAUCAUACAAAUAGAGCACAAAAACCGCUGUACCUAAAAAAAGGGAGUAUUUGUUUUCAGUUCAGAAAAUGGCUUCAGGUGUUCCAUUAAACUCGCAGCUUCCCUGUUAGAAUAUAAGAAGCACUGUACUAAAACUAUUACCCGUGAAAGAGAACUCAAGAAUGCUCCAGUGAAGUAAUCCUGCUCUGUGAUUUGGACCAUGCCAUCCUUUCAUGUUUUGACUGGGGAUUUCUUCCACUUCUCCCUUCCUAACAGCACUAAAGAAACAUGCCAAGAAAACGGGUGCUGGAAAAAGAUGACGCUGUCAAAGUGAAGCGGACUAAAGGUGAGGUUGCGUUCCAUUUUUCAUUUAAUUUGUAUACUGCCAUUCUAUAUCGCUUUACACAAGGUGGUUUGCAAGCCAUAGAAACAACAAAAUAUAUGACACAGCCUAUGACAAUCGGAUGCAAUGCAAAUCAUGGAAGUGUAGAGUUGGAAGAGACCCCAAGGCUUAUUAGUCCAACCCCCUGCAAUGCAGGAAUUUCAACAGUGACAACCCCUGCUUCAAAAUCUCAAAGGAUGGAGAGUCCACAACCUCUCAUGGGUGUCUGUUCCACUGUCGAACAGCUCUUACCUUCAGAAAGUUCUUCCUGAUGUUUAGUCAGAAUCUCCUUUCUUGUAACUUGAAUCCAUUGAGAUCUCACCCAAUAGUUUGUUAAGCUUUUUGAAAUAAGUCCUAAUAAUAAUGAUGAUGAUGAUGAUGAUAAAUGACUAGAGGCCACUCCCCAUUUACUCAUGUUCUCUUUGUGUGCAGUGCCGGGCACCCGGAAAUGGUACCUGGAAAGGGGGAGCACCUGGUCAACCAAACAUGAGCCAGAGGGACGGUGGGGCUUGGUUGACCAGCUCACUAAGCAUCCGGUUUGCGAGGAGACCCUCCCAGGAGCUGGAAGACGGCAUCCUCUUUGGGCUCUGGGGAGGGUCUUUGCAUGAGCGGAGGGUCAGCAGGGCUUCCUCAUGUGAUGCACAGGGAAGUGGCUGAUGUUGCUGCGCUACUUCACAUGUUAGCUGUUAAGCCGGGAGGCUAAGGAGCCCCACAUAGCCCCUCUGCCCCUCUGGUUCGGGAGGAGAUCCUCACCAGAGUCUGAAGAGAACCUUUUCGGACUCUAGUAUGGGUCUGCUCCCGAGCCAGGGGGGCUCUCCAGGGUGCUUGGCAUUUUUGUGCAUUUUUGUGUAUGUGCACGGGGGCCUGGAACGUAACCCCCACAUAAAUGGGGAGUCCCCUGUCUUGGCCUGUCCAUGCCAAUCUGCUGAGAGCCUUCUCUGCCACCCUCCCACUUUGUACCCUCGGAGGCUGCUAUGGGUUGCAACAGCUGUCAUGUGCAAUUCUUGUAGCCUUCAAAGCUCACGAAAGCCUGUAACUGAUGUGGAAUAGCCAUGUUUGUUUAAGGCCCCAUCAGCACCAUGCCGUGGUAUGAUGCAGUCAUGCCUUCCCUGAAUUUCCCCAUUUCCCUUGGGAAAUGAGGUUUGCUAAGGGUGCUAUUAGUUGUCUGUUGUCCUCUAGAUGUUGGCUGCAGCUCCGGCUAUUUACCAUACUGGUUGGGGUUGGAUGGGAGUUGGAGCCCAAUGUCAGGAGGGACUACGUUGGCUAGUCUCAGAACGGUUGGGUCCUGAGCUGAGAGCUUCCGGAAUGGAUUUGGGUGGUCAUGUGAUACUUCUUCUCUUGCCCCUGCCCCAUGUAUUCCAUUUCUGACUCCUCCUCACGGUUCCUCUCCAGUCAGCCAUCAGUCGCACCAGACGGAGCCCGGACUGGUUCUGACCUUGGGGCAGGGCGACCUUGGGCAAUUGGGCCUCGGACCGGACGUCUUGGCGCGGAAGAGGCCUGCCCUCCUGCAGCUCCCCGAGAAGAUCAUCCAGGCUGAAGCGGGAGGGGUUCACACGGUGUGCCUCAGUGAAACAGGCCAAGUGAGUCUCGUCGUGCCUUCCCCACCUGCGUCGUAACCAUUUGCAUUCCUUUAGUGGUGCUUGCAAACCCCCAAAGCAUUGUAGUGGGGGAAACCUCAGGCCCAGUGGCCCAAAGAGACCCUCUAUGCCUCUGUCUGGCCCUUGUGACACUCUUUAGGCCAUGCCCCUUCCCCACACCCCUUUUUUGACCCUUCCUUGCACCCCAAGUCAUUUUGCCUGGCUGUAACUUGAUUUUGAACUCAGAAAAAUGCCAGGAUGGAGGUGUGUGUAGAAACUAGCCUCGUGGAGGGUGUGAAGCGAGACCUAGGGAAAGUGUCCGCCUGGGAACAGUCCCAAGGCCUGGAGUGAUGCAUGUGGUCCCUGGGCCUGAAUUUCCCCACCCCUGUGCCAACGAGACAGGUGGUGGUGAUGAAGACAUGGUGGCGACCUACUUGUGAGUCCUGCCCCUCCAACUGAAGACCAGCGGCUCAAGCUGCUUUGCAGAUGCAGCAGGGUUCCCUGCUUCUUGUUGAAAGUUGUUAUCCAAUUGCCACACUGUCUCAGCCCUCCAUCUGAAAUAACAGGCCCUUGGAUUUCCUCUUGUGUAGCCCUUUUUGACCACAACUGUGUUGGUAGCAAGCACCAUAGAUGGCUUUAAAAUGGGGAAGCUGCCUUAUUCUGAGCCAGGGCAUUGGUUCCUCUUGCUCAGUAUUGUCAACGCUGACUGACAGUGGCUUUCCAGGACUGCCUGGAGAUGCCGGGGAUUGAACCUGGGACUUUCUGCAUGCAAGGCUGAUGCUCUACCACUGAGCUAUGGCCCUCCCUAUAGACAGAGUCAUGGAGAAUGGCUGCUAGUCAUGGUAGCUCUGAGUUACCAGUUGCUGGCCUUUAAUCUCCUCCAUGUCGGUUUUCCAGAGACAUCUGCCACUGUGGAAAUCAGGAUUUGCCAGGACUUGAUCUUCCUUUGGUCUGGCCCAGCAAGUCGAUUUCUUGCAUUUUCUCCUGUUUUGCAGAUUUACACUUUUGGUUGCAACGACGAGGGUGCCUUGGGGAGGGACACAUCAGAGGAGGGGUCAGAUUUUUUGCCGGGACUUGUUGAUCUGAAGGAGAAGGUGGUGCAGGUUUCUGCUGGGGACAGCCACACGGCGGCAUUGACAGACGACGGGCGUGUCUUCAUCUGGGGAGCUUUCCGGGUAUGUUGCCUGCCUUGCUUUGGAGGAAUAAAGACUUAUUCAGCCCCUCUGUUCUGGAUUCCCAGCUAAACCUUUCUCUUUGUGCAUCUGCCUCUACUCAGGAUGAGAAUGGAGUCAUUGGUUUACUUGCUCCUUUGAAGGGCGGAGAGCAGUUGGAGUCUACCAGUGGCAGUGCUGUUCCUGUGGAGCUGCAGUUGGAUGUGCCAGUCGUUAAAAUUGCCUCAGGUGAGUCACAGAGGCCUGGUUUGCAUAUCACACUAAACCGUGGUUUUUUAAACAGGGAGUUGUCCUUCAGGCAGUCAAACAAACCGUGACCUGUUGCUCCAAAGUUUUUGUCUGUCAACUGUUCUUGCCCUGUGCCUUGGUCAGUGUGGUGAGAUUCAAGUUCAUAAGUUUAUUGUUCUAGCCAAAGGCCAUGACAAACUUGUAUGAGGCAAUAAUAUUAUCAAAAUAAUACAGAACAUACAUCUAUAAUAUAAAAAUUAGUUGAAUACUGUAUAUAUAUAUAUGACUGCCAAGUUCCUGAGCAAUAUAACACAAUUUCCCUUUUGCAUCUCUGACAGCUCCAAUUCUAAUAUUAUUUUGCCUUUAAAAAAUCCCUAAUUGCCUUAGGCAGAAUUUUCCUAUCUGCUUUGCAUUGACUGUUAAACCAGCUAAGUUGUGUUGAUUGUGUGUAGACUGGGGUGAGGUGGUCAAAGAAACCAUGCUUAAGGAUGAGUGCUGGGUUUGCACAUAACACAAAGCCAUAGGUAAAACAAGUCAAGGUUUGUAAGCCAACAGCAAGCCAUGACUUUAGAAGUUGGUUGGCAGUAAACAGACCAUCAUUAAGUUGCUGGGCAGGGCUCACACAUAACACUAAGGCAUAGUUAUAUAAGCCCUGGUUUUGUGUUGUGUGUGAACCAGGCCAGUUAGUGAUGCACAGCAACCAUUUCCCCCUAUGCAAACUGGUGUGUUGACUUUCCAGUGUCGAAUUUUUACUUCCUGUAAAGCCCAAACCUCCUGUAUAGAAGAAGAAGAAGAGUUUGGAUUUGAUAUCCCGCCUUUCACUCCCUUUAAGGAGUCUCAAAGCGGCUAACAUUCUCCUUUCCCUUCCUCCCCCACAACAAACACUCUGUGAGGUGAGUGGGGCUGAGAGACUUCAAAGAAGUGUGACUGGCCCAAGGUCACCCAGCAGCUGCAUGUGGAGGAGCGGAGACGCGAACCCGGUUCCCCAGAUUAGGAGACUACCGCUCUUAACCACUACACCACACUGGCUCUCAUAGCAGGCUUACAAACCUUGACUUGUUUUACCUAUGGCUUUGUGUUAUAUGCAUAGGAGACUGAAGCGGUUAUCUCAAGUUGAUAGCUUUGGGUGGUAGUAAAGAGGACAUUUUCCUUGUUCUCCUGUGUUCCUCCUUGACGUAAUUUCCUGUGCGGUCUCCCAUAGGUGGGAUGUCAGGUAGCUAAUGCAACCGCAGAAGAAUGUCCCAAUCUGGCUGUUUUUCAGUCUCCCACCCAAGCCAUCAAAACCAUGCUUUGGAAACCUAAUUGCUUGGUGUGGGAGUAAAAAAUGGGGUAGUUUUAUGCCUCUGCUUUCGCUUCUCAGGGAGCCAUCACUUGGCAUUAGUGUCCAUGGCUGGAGGACUUUACACCUGUGGUUGCGGAGACAACGGCCAACUGGGGCGAGUCCCCCAAGUCUUCACUGCCAGAGGAGGAAGAAAAGGAUUGGGUGAGUUUAUUGGCAUUAGAUUCAUUCUGUUGCUUUGGAGUGGUCUGAGGGUGGUGGUGACCAGUGGUAAGGGUUUUCUGGAAAAUCUUGACUCAGGAAAACUUUAUAGAUUCCAUCCUGUUUGGGGGGAAAAUCUAUGCAAUUUAGAGUAAAAAUAGAAUUGGGAAAACGCCCUGUCGCUCCCCCCCCCUCGAAAUUUUCCUCUGAGAAUUUGCAUUGGGAAAAUUUCUGAUGCCCUAGAGUAGGGAUUAUCAACAUGGUGCCCUCCAGAUUUUCCUGGACUCCAACUCCUGUCAUCCAUGACCAUUGGACAAACUGGCUGGAACUGAUGGAAGUUGGAGUCCAACAUUCUCUGUAGGGCACUAGCCUGGCUGCCUCUGCUCUAGAGAGUGAUCUAGUUUCGCACAUGCAUUUCACUUGUAUUUUGGAACUCAAGCAAAACAGUUUGACAGUGCCAAGCUUGCCCAAUAAUACUGCAUUUGCAUUUUGAAUCUGUUCAUAGUUGUGAAUGAAGACAUGGAAAAACAAGGCGCUGGGACAUUACUUGCCCCGCGUCACUGGUGAUGAUGGAGAGGGGGGCAUGUUGAGAGCGGAUUGGGGCAGUGAGAGAGAGUGUUGAAGUAAUAGUCAUUAACUCUCAGCCAAAAGCUGAGUCCAGCUGGUGAGGAGUCGUCUCCCCCUCUCUCACAAUCUCCCCUCCCCCAGUCUCCUAGAAUCAGAAGAGGCGUGAAGAGGGUGGAGAAGUUGGCUUCACACAGGCACAGUCUCAGGAGGGGACUUAGGCAGCUGGGGGAAGGCAGGGGACCUUCAGUCUCAGCAACUGCUUCAUGUGGGCAAGACCUGCCGGAGAUAAGUUGCUGUGCUCAUUUGGCCUGACACUCCUGUUUUUGCCAGUAAAGAGUUACUGUAUUUUUCCAUGUAUAAGACGCCCCCAUGUAUAAGACAACCCCUAUUUUUAAAAACCAAAAUUAAGAAAUCAAGUUGUUUAGCUUUUUUGGGGGGUGGGGGAGCUCGCCAAUCGCUCACCCGCCUGCGCGACACUGCCGAUCGCUUGCCACAGCCACUGCCGAUCGCACACCUCGCUGCAGCCGCCAAUUGUCUGCCCGCUCGCUGCCACCAACAGGCCACCCGGCCACUUGCCGCAGCUGCCAAUCACCUCCCCAGUCGCCGCUGCCAAUCUCCUGCUUGCUGCUGCCAUUAAUCGCACGUCCCCCCCCUCGGCAUUCACUAUCCAUGUAUAAGACGACACCCAAUUUUUGCCUUUUUUUUUUUUUAAGCAAAAGGCAUAGUCUUAUACACACAAAAAAUACGGUAACUCCAACUUACUCGAUGUCAUUUACUGCUGUCAUGCUCCUGUCACAGGCUUGGCAAGAGUCUUUGGGGGCCAAGGUAGAGAGCUUUGGUCUUCUUCCCUGCCCCAGUUUCCCCACACCUGCUUUAAAGGGAGGAGGACCCAGGCAGGAGACCUUUGAGAUUUCCCAUAAAGGAGCCUACAUUAUAUUCCAGAAGGAAGGCUUGGCUACCCAGGGCAUCUUUGUGCUGGAUGGCUUCUUCCUUCCCUCUACCAACCCCCCCAACCCCCCACCCAAAUCCUCCUAAGCAUUCCUCCUCCUGCCACUUCUCUUCCAGAACGGCUGCUGCUCCCACAAGCUGUCGCUAUCAAGCAGAGAGGCUGCAAGACCAAGGGGCAGAUCCGGGACGUCUUCUGCGGUUCUUACUCCACCAUCGCCAUCACCCAGGAGGGCCAUGUCAUUGGGUUCGGCCUCUCCAAUUACUACCAGCUGGGUGAGUUGGCCACCUCACCCACGCUGCCGUCCAGGCUCAGAAGGAGCCAAGUGGACUUGGUGGGAGGGGGAGCUAUUUCUCGAGGGUCUUCCAAAAUGUGCCAAAUUCAUGGGAGGGAAGGUGGGGUCGGCUUACACUACCUUGCAUGUCAGCUGUUAAGUUGGGUCGGCUUGGUUGCCCCUCUUUUGCCAAGGGAAAAGGGAGCUGCUCCCAGCACAUGGACUGCACCACAGAGUAAGAACAUGCAUCAACCUUUCCCACAAUCAGUAUCCUAAAUGGCAGAUGCGGCGAUGGCUGGUGCCCCUUGGGUAGGAAACUGGGUGACCAGCACACAGCUGGUGGAGGUCAAUGGCGCCCUGUCCUGUGUGCCUUAAUGGAUCAGCCUCCGCUGCGUAGAUCUGUAUCCUGCAGGCCCUGUAGGGCUUUCCCCUUCUUCCUGUACUGUUUGGCCAUUGCAGCAAACGGGGGUUAUGUUCCGUGGAUAGCGUUUAAAGCCAAAUUUUGUAUAGUCAAAACACAUUGGGUGCAAUGGCGGAUAUGGAUUGCCAAGCCUAUUUCCCCUGGAUGCCUGCCCCCUUUUUAAUUAAAAAAAGAUCAAAUGCUUGCCUUUUUGGCCCUUACGGAAUGUGUCUGGAUAGAUUUUGUUGAUUUGAUUUAUCUUUACAUUUUUAUUUAUCUUUACAAUCCGCCCUCAUGAUUUUAAAACAGUUUUCUCUUCUCUACAUUUAAAGAAAAUUCACGUGCAGAUUUCCAUUGCUUUUCCCAGAUAUCCAGUGAGUGGGACUUUCCCCCUUUCUGUUGGGCCCAUUUCACAAAAUAAUCGUUCAUUUGCUACAGUUCAGUUUCCUAUUUGACCAAAAGUGAAUAGAUUUUUGCUCUGGGGUUUCUGCCCUGAAACUUGCUUUUAACUUCUGAGUAUGAAGUAACCAAUCCCUUAGUUACAAGAUCUUGAACCCUGAUUAGAUUCUUCUUCCACAUUUGGAAACCCAUCCUCCCCCCCUUUUAAUCCUGUGUAAAGGUUUAAAAAUGAUUCCAGAAUAGAUGGACUUGGGCCCAAGGCGCAAUAUUGAUUUUCAAAGGGUUUUUCUCUUCCUGCUGGGCUGGAGACGGGUCUGUCCUCCUUCAGCCUCAGCAAAAAGAGAGACUUCAAAAGCGUCCAUGUGUGCUGCUGCUAUAGCCCUUGGGGACAAAAGGUUGCCCACACCAGUCUCAGAUCAUUCUAGUCUAACUUGGUGGCAACCUCUGUAAGCUUGGGGCUAAGACUAUGUCGAGAUGCGUUGAGAUUUAAACCUCCAAGAUGCCAGGUUGAAUUCUUCAAGUCCUCUUUCUCUCCCAUAACUAUACAGUACACAUUAUUAACUGGCUUGGGUUUUCUUGCUUAUCUCCCAGGAUCACAAGGAAUUGACACCUACUAUUCGCCAAAGGUUCUGACGGCGUUCAAGAACUCCACCAGAUCCUGGGUUGGGUUCUCAGCUGGGCAGCAUCACACUGUGUGUCUGGACUCGGAAGGUGAGCGGCUGCUCUUUGAUGGGCUGGAGGAGAGGAACAUAAUACGGGCAUGGGGAAAUUAUGGCCCUCCAGAAGGUGUUGGACUACAGCACCCAUCAUCCCUGGUCACGCUGGCAGGGGAUCAUGGGAGUUGUAGUCCAACAACAUCGGGAGGGCUGCAGGCUCCAUGACUUCAAAGGAGCGGAUGCAACGGUACCAAGGAACAUAAAUGCCUUAUACCAAGCGAGACUGUGGGUCCUAGCUCAGCAGUGUUUACACUGACUGGCAGUAGCUCUCCGGAGGUUUCAGGUAAGCGAGUCUCUCCCAGCCCUUCCUGGAAAUGAACCUGGGACCUUCUGCAUGCAUAGCAGUUGCUCUGCCACUGAGCCAUGGCCCCAGGGCUGCUUUAGAUGAUUUGGUGAAAUCGGGGUUGGAUUUCUCAGUACAGGACUCUUUAAAUGCUGUAAUUCCCCCCUCAGUCAGAAAUAUAUUCAUUUAAGGCUUUCAAACCAUCCACACUCAACACAGUCGAGUGGAAAGUAGUGUGCAUGCAACGGCGAAGGAUCUUUUCCUGUUGCAAUACAAUGAUAGCCAAGCAACACAAUCCACAGGUUAAUUCACAUCCGGGCAGCCCCUUCCACAUUGUCAUAUGGUGCAGCGCAGAUAGGUGAGGAUCUGUGUGCAACUACAGUAGUACCUCGGGUUACAGAUGCUUCAGGUUACAGACGCUUCAGGUUACAGACUCCGCUAACCCAGAAAUAGUGCUUCAGGUUAAGAACUUUGCUUCAGGAUGAGAACAGAAAUUGUGCUCCGGCGGCGUGGCAGCUGCUGGAGGCCCCAUUAGCUAAAGUGGUGCUUCAGGUUAAGAACAGUUUCAGGUUAAGAACGGACCUCCAGAACGAAUUAAGUUUUUAACCCAAGGUACCACUGUAUUCAUGGAAUGUAUGAAAGGGAACCAGGCCUUAUCACGCCUGUCGGGUUAAGCAACCUCUCUCCAGUGACAAAAUUGUAGAGUUGGAAGGGACACCAUGGGACAUCCAACCCCCUGCAAUGCAGGAAUCUCAACUGAGAGCACCCGUGACAGGUCGCCAUCCAACUUCUGCUUAAAAACCUCCAAGGAAGGAGUGACCACCACCUCCUGAGGGAGACCGUUGAACAGCUCUUCAGAUGUUCAGAGAAGGCUGUGGCCCAAACUGCCUUCAUCCUCAAACAGUCUGGGUGAUGGUCGGUCCCUCGUUGAUCCUAAACCUGCCCUGUGGCGCUCUUCACUGAAUCUCUCUUAACAGAGUGACGUCUCUUCUCCCACCUUCCGCAGGAACCGUGUGCAGCCUGGGCAGGGCAGACUACGGCAUGUUGGGCCUGGGAGAGGGAGCGUCGGACAAGAACGCCCCCACGGCUGUCCCUGGGCUGCCAAAAGCGUCAUCGGUCGCCUGUGGGGAACGGGUUGGCUUUGCGGUUACGGAAGAUGGUGAGUCUGUGCCACGUGCUGGGUUGGUAGGUGCCGAAUCUGUGGCGCUGCGGGGAAUGAAGCUCUGGAGAGAGUGGCUACUAGUCUGUAGUAACUUGAAUAUACAGGUGGAGAGCAUUCAGCUAUGUUUUACUUAGGGUAGACCCAUUGAAAUGACUUUGUGUCUUGUGGGGCAGGGGGAUCCAAUGGCAGGAUGAGCAGCUUAGGAUGCAGCGGUUCAGCUGAUCUUAAGCCCCCAACGCUGGCAUCGCUUUCUCAUUCUGGCUCAACCGGGAUUCAGGUAGCCGGCUGAGGCUGGUGGAGGCUCCCCAAAAAGGGCAUUUUGGAUGUUCGGCAGAGGUGGGACCAGAGAGGGGGGUGCUUAGGCUGGAUCCCACAGGUCCCGUCAGCCUGGCCUAGAACACUUUGGAAGCCUUGUGUUCCCUCUGCCAGGCUGAGGCAGAACAGCAGCCGUCGCAUUGUUUAAACAGGGUUUUGAUCUGGCCUAAAGUUAAUUACGCCAGCUUCUUGCUCGUAGGUUUGCCCCAGCUUCCACAAGACAUAUAAAAAUAUAAUAAAAUGUCAAACAUUAAAAACUUCCUGAUACAGGGGUGCCUUCAGGCGUCUUCUAAAAGUUGUGUAGCUGUUGGGUGUGGGAAGGAAAACAGGGAAAAGAGAGAAUGGAAUGGAGGUGUCUCGAACCCUGAACAGGGAGCAUACCACGCUGCAACAUUUUGUUGUAGCUCUCGGUUCUCUGAGAGAAAUUUGAAAAGGUUUCUGCAGUCAGCAUGGAAAGAUUUGGAACUCUUCCCCCUCCGCUCGUAAAACUAUACAAUGGAUUCAUGUAUUCAGAAAAUUCGUGAAAAUGGGAAUGUAGGAAGUUGCUAUUUAUUAGUCCAUCUAGCUCUGUAUUGAUAUCCAAGGCUUUUGUCAGGGAUGCUGAGAUGCCACAGAUUGUCCCUUGAAUAUUCUGCAGGCAACACAUGUGCUGAAGAAUCGCAGAAUUGUAGAGUUGGAAGGGACCCCGAGGGUCAUCUAGUCCAACCCCCUGCAAUGCAGGAAUCACAGCUAAAGCUGAGACCCAGCUAAAGGAAUCUCAGUUAAAGACUUGCAGGCCUUCCUGACUGGGAUCCUUGGUGAUGGAGCCUUUGAGCCCCUAAGUUGCUCAGGUCUCAACAGUCUGCACUCAUGAGGUCUAGAAACUUAAACUGAAUAUUGCACCUCUCCAUACUGUGAAUAUGAAUGUGAAUAUGACCUUGCUUGGAAAAUCAAUACAACCCAGGUGGUUAAGAAAACCCAACAGAGACUCCAUCUCCUCAGAGUAUUGCAACAUUUGAUGAUCUCCUUCUACUUUCAUACUGCAUCACGGUGUGGUACGCUGGUUUGACAUCAACUGAUAGGACGUGCCUACAGAGGGUGGUGAAUACAGCACAAGAUAUUAUGGGCUGCCUUGUGAAUCCGCUGGGUGAAAUAGCGGAAGAACGUUGCCUCAGGAGAGUGAGGAAAAUUCUCAGGGAUGAUUCACACCCUGGCCAGCACUUUCUUGAUCUCCUGCCCUCAGGAAGAAGAUAUAGAAGCAUGAUUAGUCGCACCAACAGGGUAAAGAACAGCUUCUAUCCGUGGGCUGUUAGGCUGCUGAAUGAAAAGAUAAAAACAGGGCAACUGACUUUCGGGUUUGGUGGGUGUGCGUCAGUAAACGAGGGGAAUUAAGACUAAGAGAGCUGAGUAGGGGUUACUCGUGUAAUCUCACUGUAUACAAGUUGCACAAGUGACAAUAAAGUAUUGCAAUUUCAAUAAUAUGCAAUGGUUAUGUGAGAAGCCCUGGCAUGCAUUGCCCAGCCAGCUUCGAGCACAACUGCUUCGGGCUCUUUUUCACUGUCCUACUUUCCCUGUCCUCUGUAGGCCGAGCAUUUGCCUGGGGCAUGGGGUCUAACCUCCAGCUUGCCACUGGGGACGAAGAGGAUGCCUGGAGCCCCGUUCAGAUGUCUGGCCAGCAGCUGGAGAAUCGCAGCGUUCUCUCGGUGACCGGCGGAGGGCAGCACACCGUCCUCCUCGUCAAGGAGCGGCAGAGUUGACAAACUGUUCCUGCAGCCCCGGAGAGAACCAUCCAGGGGGCAGCACUUUCCUGAGUCUUGGGGAACGGGGCUCCUGCGGAAAACUUUCUGAUAUUUCUCUAGGGAGAAAAAUUAGCCAAUAUAAAAUAAUUCCCUUAAGAUGUUGGUAUUUGUUUAAAAAAUGGCUUCCCUCACUGCUCUCAAAGCUAUUGAUAGUCAGGACAAGGUCUUAUUUAAAAAAAUAAAAAAAAUAAACAAGACAAGGGAUAGCAUUUGGCUUUGGAAACACAUGGUGCUUUUGUUCCCUCUCCGCUAUCUGAUUUGCCCUGCUUCUGAAAUCUGCACAAGUUGUCCUGGUUUCGCCAUCAACCCCGGGGCUUUCAUCUCCUAGACUCUUCCCUUGCCUGCCCCUGCCCCCUCAGUUUUUAAUGGCUCACCUCAAAAGUCACAAUUUCUCAGUUUUGGCAUUCAGUCCCUCUUUGGUCCUGGGAGAUGGAUUAACUUGUACACCCAUCGAAGGCAGCCUUACCAAACCUGGUGCCCUCUGAAAGCUAUGGACUCUAGCUCCCAUCAGCCCCAAACCAGUGUGGUCAGGGAUGAUGGGAGUUGUAGUCUAGGGACACCUGGCAGGUACCAGUUUGGAGAAUGUUGUUUUUAAGGGGAGGACUGCCUUCUCUUUAAUCUAGGUGUAGUUUCAAGCUUCUGCCGCCACCUUCCUGGCUGAGACAAAGCGGGCAGUUAGAAGCAGAGAUGGUUCUUGAGGGUGACCCUGGUCCCUUAUUUAUACACAUGGACGUCUUAAAGAGUUCUCUGGCAGCUGCGAACUCUGCUGCGAAGUGACUCCGGAGCACAGGGACGGGGAAUGUGUAGCCCUCCCAAUGUGGUUGGAUUCCCAGCUCCUAUCAGCCCCAGCUGACAUGGCCAACAGUCAGGGAUGAUGGGAGUUGUAGUCCAACAUCUGCAGGGUCAGAGGUUAGCCAUGCCUGCCACAGCCCCAAAGGACCAUUGCCUGUCCUUUCAAGAGCUCCAGAGUCUUUGAGUGCAGCUUCUCCCAUCUGGGUGGCUGUGUGACGGUUCAGGGAAGUUGCCCUUGCUCAAAUGUUUUCCCUAAUUCAGAAUUCUUUAGGUAGAGGCAUCGGUUCUAUUAUUUUGGAUAUAUCCCGUAGACGGCUGCCUUUUUAAAGCUGUGUCUGUAAUCCUGGGAGGUUGCAAGGUACCCGUAUUUAGUUUCUACCUGCAUCAGCCACAGAAAGCCUGUAUCGCUCCAGGUGCUAGACUCCAACUCCCAUCAGCCCCAGCCUGUAUGGCCAACAGCCAGGGAUGAUGGGAGUUGGAGUCCAACAACAUUGGAGGGCCACACCCUGUGCUGAGUGUUGGCUCUGUGGGGCAGAUACAGGCUUUGGUAAAGCCGGUGGAGGAAAAAUAGCCGAAUUGUACCGACGCACAGAUCGUGUGCGGUAAUCCAACUAGGAUAGAAACUUUGUGUGUCAAUCUCUUCUGCCCACUUUCUUGCUCUUGUCUCCUUCAACCAUGCUUUGAAGAUCUUGCCAGCCCUACAAUGGGCUGUGUUUGGGAAAAUGCCGAGUUGUUGGCAAUAUUUGGGCGCCCUGAGUAUUUUUAUUUUGUUUUUAUUUUGUUUUUAGGAAGCAAGGGAAGCAAAAAGUGAUUUUUAUUUUUUUGCAGGAGAGAUGUGAAUCUGUAAAAAUUCUAACAUUUGAAAUAAAUUGAGUUUUGAUAACUCUUGAGUGUG
Molecule: messenger RNA, 18368 nt
Organism: Podarcis lilfordi (Lilford's wall lizard)
Lineage: Eukaryota; Metazoa; Chordata; Lepidosauria; Squamata; Lacertidae
Source: the annotation of a GenBank genome assembly